UUGUCCCUUCUAAAGGCUGCCGCGAACUUGCUGAUGCCCACAAGGCUGAGGGACCUGAGCGCGGACACUGUGCUCAUCACCGGCGGAGGCAGGGGGAUCGGCCGACACCUCGCUAAGGAGUUCGCAAAGCAGAAGGCUAAAAAGGUAACUGGCGCCACCCCCUGCUCUUUAUUAAUUCAAUUAAUCCACAUCAUCGGGACGGGCUGCUUCCCUGUCACGCUUUGACCCCCCAGUGCUAAAGAUGCAGCAGUCUGACUCCCUCAGGGAUCCGUCAGAAUGGCAAGAGCGCAAACAUGCCCCGAUGCUCCUCCCACUUGUCCCUAUCACUACAACUAGUGUUGCCCUCUGCACCAACCAACCAACCUUGUACAUUGGCUUCACCCUUACUGACUGUAGAGUGCCAGUCUGCCCACUGAUUCCUAUUCCUAGGGAAAGUCCAUUGGUCCAUCUGUGGGUAGAGCGUUUGGACUAAAACAUUGGGCAUAAUCUGCCAAAUUAAUCAGAGUAGAAAAACUGUGGAGGGUUGGUGAGUCCCAUUGGCAGACAACAGAGCCAGAACAGAUUAUUAGAUCCAUGGGGCAUAUCUCACUGUUUGUGGGUAAUACCACUUCUGCCUGGAGAUUGAUAGAGGGGUGGUGGGCUUGAUGUAUAGGGAUGGAGGGUCCAACCAGAGGUCUUAUAUCUUCUAGUUUCCCCUGACUGCAGAAGGUAUAGGUACAACAGCUUGUGCUAUUUCAGCAGAUGUAUUUACUAUAUUAUAUCACUUGAAUUCACUACAAUGGACGAUCAGGUCAUUGACUUUACUGAGAGCAGAAAUUGUUCUAUAGAGCCCAGAAUUAUAUGGCUUGCUCUAUACCAAGGGUGUCGGCAACAGCUACAGAGAUAGAACUUGAACCUAUAUAGAAUUCCUAUGAUAUGUGACGUCUCUUUGACAGGUGGAAGGUUUCUGGAAGUUUUAUUUCUCCAAUAGAGCAAUGCAUGGAGUGGUAAAUGGUUUUUGGUGGCUCUCCUGAUAGAUGACAAAAACAUUGCCGCAUUAGUCAAUUAUUUGUAAGUCUCCGUUGAAUUCAGAAUGGCCAUGGCCCUGAGGCAAAGAAGAAAGAGCACAGCAACCCAAGUGUUACAACAUUCUAUUUACUGGGGGAAAAAACGAGGGAAACAAAAGCAAGAUUUUGUAACAAUGCAAACAAAAUAUUACGCCACUUAUUUUGAUUCUGAUUCCAAUCAGCCAGUUGGUUCAUUUGCCCCAAAGCAAUAGGCGGGUAUCCAUUGAGGCGUUAAUAACUGAGGCUGCUGGAGUCUGAUCAGGUUAAGAGUUCUCCUUAGUAGGAACUGCCAGUGUAUUUUGUCGUUCACUAAGCAACGAGUGUCAUGUGCCUUUCCUUCUCAAAGAGACAUUGCUUCAGAUGAAACCAUGUGGAGGCGAAUAUUUUGAAUGGAGAGGAUUUUGUCCUGUCCUAAUGACAUUUCACUUUGAACGUCGCGUAGUCCAAACAAAUGACAAUCUGGAUAAUUUUGUGGGGCCGGACAGAGAGGUGCCUUAAGGAAACUGCUGAAGAAAUUAAGCAAAUGGGGACAGAUUGUUCAUACUUUGUAUGUGAUGUUGGUAACCGUGAGGAAGUCUACCAACAAGCCAAAGCUGUCAGAGAAAAGGUUGGAGAUGUAACCAUUCUAGUGAACAAUGCAGCAGUGGUGCAUGGCAAGAGUCUCAUGGAUAGUGAUGAUGAUGCUCUCUUGAAGUCCCAACACAUUAACACACUAGGACAAUUUUGGACUACAAAAGCUUUCCUGCCACGUAUGCUGGAACUUCAGAAUGGCCACAUUGUUUGUAUAAACUCUGUGCUGGCCUUAUCUGCAAUCCCUGGUGCCAUUGACUACUGCACUUCCAAAUCUUCCUCCUUUGCCUUCAUGGAAAGCUUGACCUUGGGGCUUUUGGACUGCCCAGGCGUAAAUGCUACAACAGUAUUGCCAUACCACACCAACACAGAGAUGUUUCAAGGAAUGAGAGUAAGGUUUCCUAGCCUUUUCCCAUCUUUAAAGCCUGAAACAGUAGCUACAAAAACAGUGGAGGCUGUUCAGAAGAAUAAAGCAUUUCUGCUACUUCCAUGGACAAUGCAUGCACUUGUGAUCUUAAAAAGCAUCCUUCCUCAAUCAGCACUUGAAGAAAUACACAGAUUUUCAGGAGCCUACACCUGCAUGAACACUUUCAAAGGGAGGACAUAGAUCCCACGAGAGACUACUGUGCACAAACAGGCACAAGCAAUCCUAAAAAGACUGUGGAGCCGAGUCUCUAACUGUCAUGCCCGGGUCUUAUUGGCCAAUGCUCUUGCAGCAAAUCGUUCUUCCAGGUCAUCCAUCCUGUAACGUGGCCUUUGGGCAGGCCCCUAUUGCUGAACUCUAUGGACUCUGGAGCACGUCAAGUGAAUUUUGUUUUCCUUCCUUUUAGCGAUUUAGAGUUUUUACUGUUUAACUCUGCUGUUGGCAAGAAAAGGUUCAAAUUUUACUUUUUUUAAUCUGCUUUUAGCAACUAUGGAAGCGACAGUUGCGUUGUGUUGUAGCUUUCAACUCGAACCAAUCCUGUUUCUAAUCCAGUGAAAAUAUUGGAAAUCAUUAGAGUGUUCACCCCUCCCCCAAAGCAUAUUUUCUCAGGAUAAUUAACAGCUGCCAUAUUGGUAUAUUCAUCUGACAAAACACAAUACUUAAAUUUAAGUAAGGUUUUAAUAUAUUUUGUUAAGCUAUUAACUUUUAAAUGGCUUAGGAUUUAGUUAUUUUCUUUAAAGGGCUUGAAAAACAAAAUCAGGUUUUGUACAGCUUUGUUUUUAAGGUGUAUUUAAAAGGGGAUAUAACUUGACGCCCUUUACUUAAAUGCUUUGUUGACAUUUAAUUGAUAACCGUAACUAAAAUAUUAUACAUUAGAACAUGUAUGUCCACUCGUGCCGAGAGAGAAAACUGGUCCACCAUGUUAUUCAUAUCUUGCGAGGCUCAAAGUAAAAGGUUUGGAAAAGAGUGUGAAUGGGAUUUGUUGAUUAUUUGCUAAGGAUGUAAAUUAUUCGGUUUGUGUGGUUAUUCCUUUGUAUUGCUAUUGUGUUAUAAUAUAAAUCUGAUUUAUACAUUAA
This is a messenger RNA of Xenopus laevis (African clawed frog), 3116 nucleotides long. It is a transcript of the gene dhrs3.S, whose product is annotated as dehydrogenase/reductase (SDR family) member 3 S homeolog. Gene Ontology annotation, cellular component: membrane; lipid droplet. Gene Ontology annotation, biological process: regulation of retinoic acid receptor signaling pathway; retinol metabolic process; retinoid metabolic process. NCBI's taxonomy places the organism in Eukaryota, Metazoa, Chordata, Amphibia, Anura, Pipidae. Gene Ontology annotation, molecular function: all-trans-retinol dehydrogenase (NAD+) activity; all-trans-retinol dehydrogenase (NADP+) activity; oxidoreductase activity, acting on the CH-OH group of donors, NAD or NADP as acceptor. The record is from RefSeq and is a predicted model, not a curated record. The transcript has 6 exons. The coding region runs from base 1498 to 2223 and encodes 241 amino acids.